AUGGAAUCGGGCGCCUCAGUCAUACACUCAGCGACUCAGAAUUACCAUCGACCAUGGCACGCCAAGCCAAAGUAUCGACAAGACGUUGCCGUGGCUACAUUCUUUUCAGGCGAAACAACCCCCAGUGAUUCUGAACACGAAGACAACUACUUCAUCGCCGUUCGGACGUUAACAUAUCAACUGCGACAUUCACCGCAAACCCGUCUUGACCCAACCAUCCCGUUCAUCAUCCUGGUGACCCCCGAUGUAAUGCACGAGAAACGCAAACAGCUCACCCGCGACGGCGCGAUAGUGGUUGAAGUGGACAACGUCAAAUCCAAUCUCACCGUGCAUGAACCCCGCUGGCGCAACUGCUGGACAAAACUCCGUCUCUUCGAUCCCGAGAUCCUCCCGUUUGAAAGAGUCCUCUUCAUGGACGGGGACACGGUCCUGACCCGGCCCAUCGCCGGGGUAUUUGACGAUCCGGCCGCUCAGGUGAGAGACUCGCAGAAUGUCGCCGAGGAGCGCAAGUCAGAUGAAGCACCUCUACCGACAACGUAUCUGUUUGCCGGGAAGCCGGACGCCAUGACCUACAGCCAUUCGUAUCCCCCGGAUAUGUCUAGCAAUUAUCUCAACGCAGGAUUUUUCGUGUAUUCGCCCUCCACGGAGAUCAUGCAGUACUACAUGUCUGUUCUGGAAUUGGGAGGGCGAUUUGCACCGGACAUGCCGGAGCAGAACUUGCUCAACUAUGCUCACCGUGUGGAAGGGAAUAUGCCCUGGCAGAAGCUUCACUAUAGCUGGAACCAGAACUUUGUGACGCCCGAAGAUCUAAAGGAUAGUCCAGCUUCGUUACAUGUGAAGUAUUGGGAUGAGAGUCUUCAGGAGGAGGUGAUUGACUACGCUUUGAGGUGGAGGUGGGAGAUGGAGGGCUUUUGGGUGGGCGUGAAUCAGAGUAAGGAGAGAACCUCAGGAUUCUUUUGA
Molecule: messenger RNA, 960 nt
Organism: Penicillium canariense
Lineage: Eukaryota; Fungi; Ascomycota; Eurotiomycetes; Eurotiales; Aspergillaceae
Exons: 1
Coding region: 1-960 (319 amino acids)
Biological process (GO): protein N-linked glycosylation
Molecular function (GO): glycosyltransferase activity
Source: RefSeq, a predicted model, not a curated record